GUGACUGUGAGAGCCGAGACAGCGUGCUGAGCUUUGAACGGAGAGGGUGUAUAUAUACAUAGGAGCGUAGAAUGUCAUUUAACGAGAGCGUACAACUGAUUUCUACCACACUACAAACAUCACCGACGAUGAAAAAGUCUAACGUAUGUCGGUGCCUGUUCGGUCGUCCGGACCGGGGCACAGAAAGCAGUUUACGGGACCAACUGAAACGGGAAAUGGACGAGGAACUGGGAGUGAAGAAAAUAGAGUGGGGAUUUGAUUUCGAGAUGGACAAGCCCUUGUGCAAUGGCCCAUACGAAUGGACCGAGGUUUCAACCGAGGACGUACCGGCAUACUACACACAGUCUUCUUACGUGUCGAGGAGUAAAGCCAGAUCUGGUGGCCAUCCUAGUGCUAGAUUACGAAAGAAUUUAUUUUCCGAAACGGAGCCGGAGGAUGCAUCUUCCGUGUUGUCGUUUUCGUCCGCGAGGCUGCGAGGACAUUUGGACUCUACACAGAGCUGCCUGAGUGACUCAUCACUCUCCCCGGCUACAUUGAACGAUACACAGACGUCAAAUACUGACCCUAUUCAGAAGGAUAUAACCACACCGUGUGUCAAAAAACUCACAAAUUUGGGAGUUUCGGACGAUUUGAAAAAAUCGGAAUCUGUGUGCUCAACUGGAUCUACGAGUAGCGGUAGCAACAGUACUUGUGGAGUAGAACUCUCAAAGCCUAAAGUACAGUCCUCUAUGUUCGAUUAUUUGAGGGUACGAAAGCGAAAAGCAAGUCACUCCCCAUCAAGCAGAAUUUCAAAGAGUUUGCGUCGAUUGUGAUUUCACCCGCUGAGUGUGGAAUGCUGUGAUGCGCACAUGUGCACAGACUGCAGGACUGUCGCUUGUGCCUGGUGCAAACUAUGCAGACUGCUCCUAGUGCUGCUGUGCAACUCACCCCAAGUGCUGUGUAUAGGGAUGUGAAAAAAAGACUUGUACUUGAUUAAAAGGAAAUGUACACACCCCUCCCUAGACCCUAGGGCUUGUACAGGACUCUGUCGGAGCCAAAGGCUCUCCAAGUUUAAUUUAACUCGUAUUUAAAGUACAUAACGUUGUUUUAUGUAGUCCUGGUUUGUGAAACUGUUAGGUGCAUAUGUUUGAGAGGCUGAGAAUGCGUAGCAGCGCUUUACCAUCGACUUUAUUUGACCUGGCAUUUUUUUUUUUUUUUUUUUUUUUCCUUCAGGACGGGACAUAGCCCCGAUAAUCGAUCUCAAAACAGUCUGCUUUCUUUUGGAAAGCAGAAAUCAACUUUGUGGUGUUGAAUGCAAGAGAAACUGUUUCCGUUUUAUUUAGGUCCAUGUCUAGUUGUAAUAUAAUGAACAUUACCGUGUUAUAAGUAGCCGUACAGAUAUUCAUUUUUGUUAUGAACAUGUAUACGUAUUCUAUUUUCAUCGCAUUGUAAAUGCUUAUUUAUCAUUGCAACUAUUCACUUUGGUUUUGUUUGCCAUGCUGAUGUAACAGUAACCGUUUAUUCACGGCUAUUCCAUCAUUGGCUAAUCCUUUUCAAGAGUUGUUUUCAUUGGUUGUGAAUAAUAGUUAUAAAGGCAAACAAUUAUUCAUCCGUUUCAUUGGUCCGUAGUUGUUUUUAAAAAGGAAUUACGAAGGGUAUACAUGCUGUGUAAUGUACAAGAGUGUGGGUGUAUUAGAGGAUAGAGUUGUCUCUCUUGUUACGUUCCACCUACCUUCCUUCCUAGUCUGUAUUCUUCAGCUGUCGAUCUUCUUUGUUUUUUGGAUUUUUUUUGCAAAUAUUGUUGAAGUUUUUUUUUUUUUGCGAAAGAUUGAUUUGUUGCUUUGUAUCAUUUAUCUGUGUAUGCAUGAUUGUGUAUGCUUAUAAUAUAGGAUAUCAUAUCCCCACAUCAAGGCAUAAAAUCACCUGUGCUUUGGUACAAGUCAGUGUGACAUUUGAUUGGAUGGGCUAUAUAUUUUAGCACUUAAUUUUUAUCCAAUCAAAGCCAUCUAGAUUCAGCUUUAAAGAGAAUAUAAAGACCUGAGAGAAAAGAACAUCACUACAGAGCCAUUUUAUACCACCUCUAAAUAAAUGUCCACAGCAUGUGCAAUUAUCAUAAAAUAUACUUGAGAUACUUGUUGUCAUUUAAAUAUCAUAUCUUUGUUUAAAUUUUCAUUUGAUCUCAUUAAGUUUUGCUGUAGACUAGACUGACAAUAACUGGAUUGUACUGGCACUGAAUUAUAUUGUUGGAUGUAACCGAGAAAUAUUGUUGCGAGAAUGAACCAAAUAAUAACGAAAGCUGUCUCUCCCUCCUCCUCU
This is a messenger RNA of Liolophura sinensis, 2295 nucleotides long. RefSeq lists its product as uncharacterized. Bases 72 to 812 code for a protein of 246 amino acids. The record is from RefSeq and is a predicted model, not a curated record. Lineage: Eukaryota; Metazoa; Mollusca; Polyplacophora; Chitonida; Chitonidae. The transcript is spliced from 3 exons. Gene Ontology annotation, biological process: regulation of cell cycle. Gene Ontology annotation, molecular function: cyclin-dependent protein serine/threonine kinase inhibitor activity. Gene Ontology annotation, cellular component: nucleus.